AUGGAUGGAAGACGAGCUGCAUCCGCGCCUCCCAAGAAGCGCGUCAGAAAGCCUCGAGGCCGUGGUCUGCGCACCAAAACGGGCUGCUUGACUUGUCGUGAGCGACACAAAAAAUGCGACGAACAGCAACCGGUCUGUGGGCCGUGCAGCAUCUCGUCUCGUCACUGCGUCUUUCCCCGUCUGUCUCAGGACGCGGGCAGAAGAGCAAGCCCAGCUGCUUCACAUAACGACCGCCCGACCGCGCGUCUCGGAGACGAUGGCAGUCAUUCCCGCGUCGAUGAGCUCCCACAAUCGAUCGGCUCGACAGGGUCCAUCAGCCUCGAGUCGCAGACGUCGAUGCAGCACGUCUCCCAGCCUCCCGGGACGUAUGACGCAGCCCAUGCGCCCUACGUGAGCCAGCCGCGCGUAUCGGCGGGAGUGACGUUCGGCGACGUGUACAGCUACUCUCCCGAGACCGUCGCAUCCGAGCUUUGGACCACCGAUCUCGCCUCGACGCGAUGGCUCGGUCUGCUCGCCACCGACGCGGCGCAGGCAGACAGCGGCUUUUCUCUCGCGCCGAGCCCCGCCCCGGAGGAUGAGGAGCAGAGGCGGGCGGCGGACCUGCAUGGCCCGCCCGAUGCAACCAAUCUCGAGUCCCGGCUUAACGAGGUAUCAGAUCCAGAGCGGAAGACUUGGCAGGCGGAUCGGGACAUCUUACUGUCCAACCGGGAGGCUGUACUCUUUCGUCACUUUACGGAACGAUCGGCUCGCUGGUUGGACUUCUUGGAUCCGCAGAAGCUCUUCUCCACCUACGCAGUCCGGUUGGCUUUGAGAAAUGCAGGUCUCAUGAAUGCAAUCUUGGCGUUAUCGGCUAAGCACCUCUCAAAACUGGAAGGAGGAGGCCACCGGAACUCCAACGUGAGCAAUGGAGACACGGGGGAGGAUUCCGGUGGAGAAUGGGUUCGAUACUAUUACGAAACCCUCCGCUAUGUACAAGAGGCAUUGACGUAUACCAGCUAUACUGCUUCAGAAGAGCUCAAUGCCACGGCCAUUGUCAUCUCAGCGUACGAGAUGCUGGACGAAUCAGACGGCAGAGGCAACUGGCAACGACACUUGAAGGGCGUCUUCUGGAUCCAACGAUCUCAAGACGUCAACGGGGCGUCCGGCGGACUGCGACAAGCGGUCUGGUGGGCCUGGCUCCGCCAGGAUAUUUGGGCUGCUUUUCACUUCUCUGAGCUUGAUCCGCACGGUCUAGCUGACAGAGCUAUUUACCUGCUAUCGCGAGCCGUCAACUACUGCGCCUAUUCGCGACUGAUGGAGUCUUCCUCCUUGACUGAAGUUUCAGCUUCGGGGAAUAGAGCAAGGGCCGGAAGCGAAAUGCUAGCUGAGAUGGAGCGAUGGAAGUCGUUUCUGGGAACUGAGUUCAAGCCCCUCCCAACUUCAGCAAGUCCGUCUGAUGUGUUUAAGCCGCUUUGGAUUCACCCACCCGAAUUCGGAGUUGCUCUCCAGGCUUACUCAUUCGCAAAGAUACUCGUUCUUCUUCAUAAGCCAGUGUCAUCUGGGUUUGACGGGUAUAUGAAGAUGCAACGAUCGCUCUCAGAGGCCGUAGAUACGAUUUGUGGUGUCGCAAUGGAGUCGACAGAUGAGGGCUGCCAAUUACUCUCAGCACAGUGUCUGUACGGGGCGGGGUUGUGUGUACAAGACUCGCUAAAGAGAAAUACUAUUCUCUCUCUGAUUGAGAGAAGCGAAGAAAGAGUCGGAUGGACGCCGAUGGCGACAUGGCGGGAUGACCUGAGGAAGGCAUGGGCAAAUGCUGAUAGUCAAAGUCCGGACGUAGUGCGUUGA
Molecule: messenger RNA, 1824 nt
Organism: Colletotrichum scovillei
Lineage: Eukaryota; Fungi; Ascomycota; Sordariomycetes; Glomerellales; Glomerellaceae
Exons: 3
Coding region: 1-1824 (607 amino acids)
Biological process (GO): positive regulation of transcription by RNA polymerase II
Cellular component (GO): nucleus
Molecular function (GO): zinc ion binding; DNA-binding transcription factor activity, RNA polymerase II-specific; transcription cis-regulatory region binding
Source: RefSeq, a predicted model, not a curated record